AUGUCCACUCUUAGCGAUACGGAACUAGAGAAGCUCUUCUCCGGCGCCCCACAGUUCUUUGCCCGCUCAGAGGGCGUAAAUACCGGCGCCCCGAACCCGAGCGUCGCCUUUCCGUGGGACGAGGCACUCGAGAUCCGCGACCUGACAGAUCAUGCCCAGAUCGAGGACGAGGCAUGGGGGUGUGCGACGGCCUUGCCGCAUCUCGUGCGGAGCCCUCGGCGGCGCAGCAGCGCUUCGAGCAUUGGCAAGAUAAAGCGAGCACAUUUCUAUCCGAAGUGCCGGGAACGGCCGAACAUGCUGAGCAUGCAAGGUCUUGAGAAGGGCACAGUAGGCUUUUCAGCGGCGCUGGAGCUGUCGGCUGCCGACGCUCUUCAAGAAGAACAGUAUGGAUUUGAAAGCGCAGGAGGUCGCCGACCUGAUCCCAUCAUCGAGGCACGACAGAAGAUGUUGACUUCCAAGGAUGGACUGCGAUAUCUCGAAGAACCGGCAAUAAUGGAGCAACUGAUCAAAAACGGGCGGAGAUAUGCUACCAAUGACAUAAGAGAUAAUAUGCUCUCGACCGACUUGUAUAAUGAACUCUUCCUGCACAUCCUUCACCCGCCAACUCGAGUCCUUGACCACCAAGACCCUUAUAGCCUCUCCGUCCAGAUUCAAGCCUUACUGAAGGUGCUCAACACGCCCAACGUAUGGGUUGACUUCUCUCAUGUCGAAUGGCGCAUCCGCCUGGGCCAGGUUCUCUGGGGCAGUCCCAGUAUAGCUGACGCCGAGGACCUUAUCGAUGGCGAAGAACAUGAUGGGGGCGAUAGCAUCGAAGCAAGAUCUGAGGAACGAUACUGGUUAUUAUUGCAGAUUCUUCUGGCAUGCGAGCUCUGGAUCAGGUUGGACGCUAUAGUCGAAGCCGAUGAUGCAGGGACAGAACAUAUCAAGCCCCGUGAGAUCUAUCGGUUUCAACAAGAAGCCAAGACCGCAGUCAAAUGGUCGAUGCUGCUGGCUAAGUCAUGGCUUGAAAACAUAGAAAUAACGAAAGUUGAAGAAGGCCUUAAACCGGAUGAGGGAGCCACACGGCAUUCUAGUGCGGGAUGGCUUGCAACUUUCACGAAGCGGCUGUCUCUGGCCAGUGAUAACGGUGAUAAAAGCCACGCAUCACUCGCACCAGGGUCGCGACCAUUGAGCCAUGCCGCAGCUGAUCAUCCAGCGUACGAUAUGAGAGGGAAACACGGCCAACGGCAGGUAGAUGGGCUGACGCACUUCGCACGUCGGCUCAAGUGGCCAGGAAUCGAUGCAUACGAAGCCCGAAUUUCCAACAACGUCCGAGCAGUUUCGGAGAAGACUCCUUUGAACACCCCCCUUGCGAGCCCUGCGUCCGACAUGGCCUCAUACUUUGGAUCAGCCGCCGUUGCGGGAAACGGCAACAGUGCAAAGACCUCAAUGCACAUAGCUGAUCAAAUUCGCCGUCAACCAUCAAAGCGCAGGAAAGUUGCCGCAGCAUUGCACCCCGCGGGUUGGCUUUCUAAGAGCUACGUUUCGGGACUUAUGCUGCCAGGGGAAGGUCUCAGCCACUUUUUAAUGUCGACGCUCUUGGAAAACGAUACAGAGGCCAUGGCUAAAUUGGGCCCAAUGGCAAAUCUCUGUGGUGGUUUUGUGUACAGCGGAAAGAGUUUCUGGAGCACCUCGUGUAUUGUUGGCCGCGUUAUUGCCGCUGGGAAGGGCUCUGUCGAAUGUAUGGGAUGGAUCUCAAGCGAUAUAACUCCAGAUGGUCUGUCAGACGGAUGGGUGAACGUAGAGGUAGCGGACGUUCCUGGGGAGUCAUCUCAUCUUGGGAGACAGGCGCGAAUUUGGGGCAAGGCAGCCAUUGAACGGCAAUCUUCCGUCCUAGGUGACGGCGAUCUGGGCUCAGUUCUUCCCGCCGACUUUAUCAUCCCGUUCGAGAAUCUUUACAAGGGGCUGCCCCCGCCAGCUCUGUGGAUUGAACUCAAGGCUCUGAAACUGUUCGCCCGGGCUGACUCUGGAUGCACCACCCCAGCAGUGGAGUUGAGCACUCCCCUGACGCAGCUGACUGAGACCACGGCUAGCAGCAGCAAAACCUGGCCAGAGAUUAAAACUUAUCCAGCAGCUGUUAAAUUCACUGUAGGGAAGAUCGACGAUUACACAGACUACGGGGAUGGACCGGGAGACGAUGGGGAUCUCGAAAAAGACUAUACAUUCAACCUCACGCAUGAUGUCUACUUUGCCACGGCCCAUCCCUGUGUCCCAUCUCAACACGUCAAGGUCCUGAAAUCACCCUCGAGUCCCACCAUUCAACAAAUCGAUUUAGAGUCUAGCGCCGACAGUAGCAACAACGAAAACUUUUCCAACAAGCGCUCAUGCCCAGUCAACAUUACCGGCCACCCUCUCCACAAAUACUAUACUUAUACCGCAAUCCACCUCUCUGAGCUUCUCGACCGCCGCGAUUCGACCUUGGAUGACCUACUCAACAACCCCGGCCCUAACGAGGCAUAUCGUCGUCCAUCGGUAGCGCCUGGACCGCAUGGGAACAAGACUGCUCGGGUUCUGGUCGUAGACUGCAUCACAGGCUUCCAAUCGCUGCCUCAGGCGCACGAAAUCCCACUAUCCCCUGUCGUCAGCCGAUCCAGCUCGCUGAACAUAUCGACUUGGGAAGCCUCGCCACCCAGGAUGCAAGUACCAGUCUUGCAGGAGCCGUCCCCGCCGCCGCGCUCGGCAUUUGCGGCUGCAUUUGCUGCGGCCUCUUCUACUGGUAGCAACGAUACUACGAGCUUGAAAACAACAUCCCCAAUUAACACUAAUAACAUUGAUGUAGACGUCAAGGGCAUCGCCGUUAGUGGAGCUAUACCCGAAUCGCCGGGACACAAGAUGCACUCAGAGACGCGAAGGCGCCAGUUCGGCUCCGACAUGGAAAUUCUUAUCCGAGCGCUCUGUGCUGAGAAGGGCUGGAAUGCUCUUGUCAGUCGCAGGCGCAGAGGAUGCCUGGCCUGUGCGAUUCGUGAGGCAGGGGCUCUUGGGUGGAAAGUCAUCAUCAGGAUCCGCAAGCUCCCUAGUGCUCCACUCCUUCCAUCCGGGCUUCUCGCCUGGAAGGCGCAAAGAUUCCCACUCUUCCCUCGUCACGUCCUUCCACUCUUCGACCGGAAUCCAGCCAAUGUAAGCGCGAUCGCCAAAGCCACCGACCCAGUACACAUUGGUCACUACAAGGCGCACCCACUCAGCCUCGUGGAUCGGGUUCCCCGGGAGCCAGUACUUGGCGUCCGGGUGGGUGUUGACGUAGCAUGUCGCCACGCUCAAGUGCUUUGCCGGCUCAAUCUUCUCGAGGUAACCCAUGAGCGAGAAGCGCGGAAGGUUGGCGGCAGAGUACGGCACGGUGUCGGGGCGAUGCUCCUCGGCGCUGCCGCCAACACCCAAAAAGCUCAAGAGGCUCGACGCCCACGAGGGCGGAACCCAGGCCAGCGCCAGGCUGAUGUUGCUCCCGUGCGCGACGUUGCGGAACGACGUUCCGAUCUUGAGGGAGAGGAUGGUCGGGUUUCCGCCUUCCUCGCAGUCGGCGAUGUAGUCGUUCAAGCCGAUCGGGAUACCGGCGACUUCCGGGUGGCUCUGAGACGCGGGGAAGACGGUGGAGAAGGUUGCCAGUGGGGUGAGUGCGAGGAUCCGCCGCGCCAUGGCGGCCGAUUCGCGCGAGGUCGGGAUUCUGAUGGACGAGUCGGAGGCCGGUGGGUUCGAGAAAACCGAGAUCCUCGCGUCAAUCUCGCGACCCUUCUCGCCAUGGCGAGCUUCAUUGGCACCCUCUUCCCCACUGGGAAGCAGGAACGCUCUGAGCGCCCGGGAACGCCCAAUCGCAACAGCUUCAUCAACCCUGCCAGCACUCCCCAAGGAAGUCCCAGCAAAAAGACUGUCCCUCCUGGUGCCAAUGAACUACCAAACGCUCUAGAGGGCAUGAAGCUCAUCCCGCCAACCCUCGAUCCCUCCAUCAAGCUCGGCCGGCCACAGAGCGUCGUGACCCCUCUAUCACCCGGCCGAAACAACGUGCAAGCCACGGAUGAGUCCGUCUUCGUAGAUGAUAGUGUGCUGCACAAAUCUACAGCCACCCCCGGAGCGCAUAUGUUGAAGCAGGGUCAAGAGAAUACACCUCCGCCACUGAGCUCUACACGAGCUGGUGGCGGCCUCAAUAUCGCUCAUGCCCACACAGACCAGCAGGCCGCUCCUAGCCAAAGCCAUGCUGCUGUGUCCCGUCAUGAGCACUAUCUUCGGGAUAGGCCGACGACACCUGCCACGAGACGAUUUAACACAAACCGUGGCCUGACGCCGGAGGAGCUGGAGAUUCUGAAGAAGCCAAGCAUUAAGAGGCUUGUCAAUGUUACACAGCUUUAUUUCCUGGACUACUAUUUCGAUCUUCUCACUUACACCGGCGCUCGCCAGAAUAGACUGGCCGCUUUCAAGGCGGAGUACCCGCCGCCACCAGAGACGGAUGAGGAGACAUAUGCAGCAAUGUGGCACAAGUAUACAGGUCGCGAGCGCGCGAACUUGCGGAAGAGGCGUGUCAGGCUUCGGCAGGGCGAUUUCCAGAUCCUUACCCAGGUUGGCCAGGGUGGCUACGGUCAAGUGUUUUUGGCACAGAAGAAAGACACGCGCGAGGUUUGCGCACUCAAAGUCAUGAGCAAGAAACUGCUAUUCAAACUUGACGAGGUUCGCCAUGUCUUGACUGAGCGCGACAUCCUGACCACCGCCAAGAGUGAAUGGCUGGUUAGGCUUCUCUACUCUUUCCAGGACGAUAAGAGUAUCUACUUGGCGAUGGAAUAUGUGCCCGGUGGAGACUUCCGCACGCUUCUCAACAACACGGGCGUUCUCUCAAAUCGGCAUGCUCGCUUUUACAUUGCCGAGAUGUUCUGCUCCGUGGAUGCUCUUCAUCAGCUGGGAUAUAUCCAUAGAGAUCUCAAGCCAGAGAACUUCCUCGUUGAUUCCACGGGACACGUCAAACUCACUGAUUUCGGACUGGCAGCUGGAGUCUUGGCACCCGGGAAGAUCGAAUCGAUGCGGUUACGGCUUGAGAAGGCCUCGGAGACGUCCGUUCCCUUUGGGAAGCCGAUGGAUCAGCGCACGAUAGCUGAACGACGAGAAGGCUACCGGUCUAUGAGGGAUAAGGACGUCAACUAUGCCAAGUCGAUUGUUGGCUCACCAGACUACAUGGCACCGGAGGUACUGCGCGGCGAGGAAUACGACUUUACAGUGGAUUAUUGGAGUUUGGGAUGCAUGCUUUUUGAGGCACUUACCGGCUUCCCCCCAUUCGCGGGUGCGACGGCCGAGGAGACUUGGCGCAACCUGAAGCACUGGAAAGAGGUCCUCAAGCGCCCCGUGUGGGAAGACCCCAACUACUUCCUCAGCAACAGGACCUGGGGUUUCAUCACUACGUGUAUUAACUCACGCUCGAGGCGCUUUGCCAAUAUCCGGGACAUCUACGCCCACCAGUACUUUGCCGAGGUCGACUGGGAAACUCUGCGCGAAACCAAGGCGCCUUUCGUACCGGAGCUCGACUCUGAAACCGAUGCUGGUUACUUUGACGACUUCAGCAAUGAGGCAGACAUGGCAAAGUACAAGGAGGUGCACGAGAAGCAGCAGGCACUCGAGACCAUGGCAGAGCGUGAGGACGAAAUGGGCAAAUCACUGUUUGUCGGCUUCACAUUCCGCCACCGCAAGCCCCAGGGAGAGGACAGCAGCAGCCCACGAAAGCCUUUGAGAGCAGACACGUUCCAGGAAGAGACGUUCGGAACAAUGCUGUAG
Messenger RNA from Pyricularia pennisetigena, 5784 nucleotides. RefSeq lists its product as uncharacterized. Gene Ontology annotation, biological process: protein phosphorylation. The transcript is spliced from 7 exons. The coding region runs from base 1 to 5784 and encodes 1927 amino acids. Gene Ontology annotation, molecular function: protein serine/threonine kinase activity; ATP binding. NCBI's taxonomy places the organism in Eukaryota, Fungi, Ascomycota, Sordariomycetes, Magnaporthales, Pyriculariaceae. The record is from RefSeq and is a predicted model, not a curated record.